GGAGCCGCGGCCGGAGCCGCCGGAGCGGGGGUGGCCUGAGGGCGGGGGACGCGGAUGCUGUCGCCGCCGCCAUGGAGGCGAAGUCGGCGGACCCGCUGCUCUGCGACAGCCUCAUCCUCUGGCUGCAGACGUUCAAUACAGCUGCACCCUGCAGAGAUGUCCAGGACUUGACUAGUGGGGUUGCCAUGGCUCAGGUGCUUCACCAAAUAGAUGUUGCCUGGUUUGAUGCGUCUUGGCUCAAUCGCAUUAAAGAAGAUGUUGGUGACAACUGGAGAAUAAAGUCCAGUAAUUUGAAGAAGAUACUGCAAGGAAUUAUGGACUACUAUCAUGAGUUCCUGGGUCAGCAGAUUGCAGAAGAGCUUAUUCCAGACUUGACCCAGAUAUCUGAGAACUCGGAUUCCAUGGAACUGGGCAGGCUCCUGCAGCUUAUUUUAGGUUGUGCUGUCAACUGUGAGAGGAAACAAGAACACAUACAGAAUAUCAUGACCCUUGAAGAGUCUGUUCAGCACGUUGUCAUGACAGCCAUUCAGGAGCUCAUGAGCAAGGAAGUAACGGGUCCUUCCCCGUGUGAUGCAUCAAGUGAAGUGGAGCAGCAGCUUAAAAAAGCCUUGGAAGACCUUCAGGAAGCACUAGCAGAAAAAGAGGAGUUGGCACAAAGAUGUCAAGAGCUGGAUUUGCAGGUGGCUGCCCUCCAGGAUGAAAAAAACAGCUUGAUGUCAGAAAAUGAGAUUAUGAAUGACAGACUAGAGCAAUUAGAUGACUCUCUUGAUGAUCCAAAUACUGUGGUUGCAAAAAAGUAUUUCAGUGCACAGUUGCAGCUGGAACAAUUGCAAGAAGAAAACUUCAGGCUUGAAGCUGCAAAAGAUGAUUAUCGUGUCCACUGUGAAGAUCUAGAAAAACAAUUGAUUGAGCUGCAGCAUAGAAACAAUGAACUGACCUCUCUGGCAGAAGAAUCAAGAGCCUUGAAGGAUGAAAAUGACAUUCUUAGGGCCACUGCAGACAAGGCAAGCAAGCUGGAGUCAACGGUGGAAGUGUAUCGGAAGAAGCUGCAGGAUCUGAACGAUUUCCGCAGGCAGGUGAAGUCCCUGCAGGAGACCAACAUGAUGUACAUGCACAACACAGUCAGCCUGGAGGAUGAGCUCAGGAAAGCCAACGCAGCACGAGCCCAGCUGGAAACCUACAAAAGACAGGUCCAGGAGCUUCAUAACAAACUGUCUGAAGAAUCCAAAAGAGCUGAUAAGCUGGCGUUUGAAAUGAAGCGACUUGAAGAAAAAUAUGAAGCUUUAAUGAAAGAAAAAGAAAGAUUGAUAGUGCAGUGUGAUGCAUUAAGAGAGACAAAUGAGGAGCUCCGGUAUGCACAGAUGCAGCAGGAUCACCUGAGUCAAACAGGUGAAUCUCGUUUUAAAAGCCAUGAGAAUCUUGCUGCUGAAAUUCUGCCAGUGGAAUAUAGAGAGAUGUUUAUCCGGCUGCAGCAUGAAAAUAAGAUGCUCCUACUGAAACAGGAAGGAUCAGAAAACGAACGGAUUGCAGAGCUCCAGGAACAGCUGGAGCAGAAGCACCGGACAGUGAACGAGCUGGAAACCGAGAAAAGGCUCAAUGAAGAGCGUAUUGGGGGAUUACAGCAGCAAAUUGAAGAUCUGCAAAAGACUCUACAGGAGCAGGGAUCCAAGACUGAGGGAUCCAGCAACCUGAAGCAGAAACUGGCAGCACACAUGGAAAAGUUGAACGAAGUUCAUGAUGAGUUACAGAAGAAAGAGGCUGAUCUUGCAGAGCUCCAGCCUGAUGACAGUCAGAACCCCCAGAAGAUCGGAGAGCUGGAAGCAGCUUUACGAAAAAAAGAUGAGGAUAUGAAAGCAAUGGAAGAAAGAUAUAAAAUGUACCUUGAAAAAGCAAGGAAUGUGAUAAAAACCUUAGACCCCAAGCUAAAUCCAGCAUCAGCAGAAAUUAUGUUGCUCAGAAAACAGAUAAUGGAAAAAGACAAAAGAAUUGAAGCACUAGAGAAUGAAUUCAAAAUGGCUAAGCUACGUGACUAUGAGGAAAAGCUGAUUGUAACUGCAUGGUAUAACAAGAGCCUGACCCUGCAGAAGCUGGGCAUGGAAGCCAGGCUGGUUGGCAGCAGUGGCAGCUGCGGGGCCGGGCCCGGCCGCUCGUUCCUGGCGCAGCAGCGGCACGUCACCAACACCAGGAGGAACCUCACUGUUAAAGUACCAGGUGCAACAUCUGAUUAAACACGAGGGCAUGAGGAAAACUCACAUGCUAAAGUGUCCUUAAAUGUUUUAUACCUUCCACUUUACCUACUUGAUGAAAGAGGAGGUUAGAAUGGUGGGCAGCUGCAAAUUCCAACCUCAGAACCUGUCAGGAAGGGAUUAAGGUGAUCAGCCAGAAGGUAGCACGUAGUUUUCCAAGUAGAUUUAAUAACUGCAGCAUGUACAAGCACAACUUAAAAGAUUUAUAUUUGCCUUCAGAUUAUAUUGUAAAUAUGAAAUUUGGCACUAUAUAUUUAAAAGUUUAUUUAAAUGGGUUUGGGCUAGAAAGUUGACUUUUUUAAUGAAAAGAGGUUAUGCAAAGGUGUACUUCAGGAAACUGGCAAUAUUGGGCAUUUUUGCUGGGCUCUUCUGAAAAUAGAUCUAAAAGAUUGAUAGCAUCUUUUAAAAAAAAGACUUUUAUAGAAUAGAAACUACAAUUUUAAAAGCAAGAAAAUACUUGCAUUUAUAGAAGAAGAAAAUAAAGGUAUAGUACCAGUUGUUAUGUAACAGAAGACAGGAUUUGUUUUGUGAGAAGCAGAAUUGCUCAGUUUAUUAAAAAAAAAAAAGCAAAGCUUAAGUUUGUGCAUAUAUACACUGAGGAAAACCUGUCUUUAAGAUUUGAAUUCACUUAAGCCAAAAAGCUUGUCUUUUCCUGGGUAAGAAAAAAGCUAUUAUAUUAACUCAAAAGUCUGGGCUAUAUUUUAAAAGUCUGGCGUAUUGGUACACUGCAUUUAUUUGCAGAAAGGGGAUUACGUGGGAAGGAGCCCCAUUUAUUUCAACCUAUUUAUACAACCCUGUGCAUGGAAAUUGCAUUUCCUCUUUUUUAAUUGUAGUUUCACUUGGGUUAUUCUGAGCUAGCUGUGCUAGGCAGAGGAAUGAGAGAUGGCUUUGGCAAUUACUGGCAGCAGAGAUUGAUUGUUGGCAGGGAGAAAAGUGCAUAAACUAUAAUAGUUUGAUAGAAGAUGAAAUGGGGGUUGAUACCUGAAAUCUGUGUGCAGGAAGUUGCUGUCUUUCACAAAAUUUGCGACUUUAUUUCCCAAAUGUCUUACUUUUGUUUUUAAUUGUAUUUUUAAGAAACCUGUUAAUGUCUGUUCUUUGCAAGUGGUCUAGGAAAAGAUCAUUAUACCCAUAGUUAAAUAAAAUAAAAUUGCAGCAGCCCUUAAAAUGAAAUGAAUACACUCAAAUUAAGUAUUUGAGGGUGCUGUACCAAACCACCAUCUAAUAUAAAAUUCAGCUACAUGCGAGAAUGAAAACCCACCUGUCUCACCUUUAAGGCUAUCUUUGAUUUGAGACCAGGGUUCAGCUUUACAGAAUUUUUAGCUUUUGAAUUGUGACAUUUGGAUAGUGUAUUGUUUUGUCUGCCCCUUACUGUAGCUUGUCCGUUGAUUUCUUGCUUCCCCAACAUCUUAAAUUUUUAAUUGGCCAUUGCAUGUAAUGCCAGAGAAAAGGCAAGUGUUCAUUUUUGAUACUUAGGGUCGCUUCUUAGUUGUGGUGUUGUUUUACAGUGCUGUGUGUAUGAAUAGGCAUUCAGCAGAUCUCCUCCUUCAAAAGGCGUUGGUUAAAAGCCAGUCUCAUGCAAGUGUGGCAUGAGCCAGACACAUGGCUGUAGGAGAGUUGUCUGUGGUGGCAUUCUUCAGGACUCUCUGCUUCUUUGGACUACCUCGUGGGGUUUGAGGUCUGUUACUGCUGCAGUGGUGCUGGUGGAGUUGGUGUUUUUACGGUACGGUUGCAUAUUUAAUCCGCUGGUGCUGUGGGUGGGAGGUGGGGGUGAGCAGUGGAGCAGGAGAUUAAGUCUGAGCAAGAUGCUUCCAUUCCUAAAAUCUGGUACUUGGUGUGUUCUAGUGAAACGUGGAACUGUCUCUGAUAGUGUUGAGUGGGUCUCUUAACCCUCAUUCUUUGCAGCAUGGAAACUUUCAUGGAUGUCCUUCAAAUGCUCAUGUAGUUGGUAGGCUUGAUUUGUUGUACUUCUCGCAGUAGUGGAGCUGUGUCAGUAGUCUGUCAGGUGCUGAAUAGUGACAAACUUGGGGCAAAUGUCUUUGACUUACACUUCUCAAAACUGCAGACCCUGGGACCAAAAAUAACCAAGAACCUCCCUAUCAUUUAAUUGGAAGUUUGUCUUCUGACUAGUGAUGGAAGAAUUUAAAUUCUGAACUACAGGCAGGGACCAGCCUUUUUCAGGGCCCAGUUGUCCCCAGUAAUCAUGUUGGGGUUGCCAAAAUGAAUCUAGUUUUCAGGUAUUGGACGAAAUGUUGCUUAUUUGAGACUUUUCCAGACUGUUAAGAGUGAAGCCUGUGAAUAUCACUCAAAGGUUUCUUUGGGACUGAGAACCUGUUUAAAAGCAGCUGGUCUACGGCUGGUUAAACCUGGGUUCCAUCCUGUGAACAAGGACCUGAUGUGUAGAAAUAAAUACUGGAUUAUAAGCCAUGGUGUUGUAUUCACUUCAGCUCGUCUGGCUGUGCAGGAAGGACCAUCAGAUCAGGAUCAUUUUAAUGUUUGCUUCACUUGUGUCAAACCGAAAAGCUGCUAAAAACACUGCUGUGUUACAGCUGAGUUGUGUCCAACACGUAGCAGCAGAGCUCUGUGAAUCCAUGUCCUUUGAUGCACCACUGCUGAGGCAGGAGGAACAAAGAGGCCCCUUGACUCUCCUGCAGGAUGAAUUUGCACCAUCCCAUCAGCGCCGUUCAGAGCAGACUCAAAUAUGAGGUGAAACCACUGAAUACUGCUGAAGUUACACAGCAUUAUUAGUAAUUCAGCCAGUUUCCAGUAAAACGGGUAAUGUAGAUCCAAAGAAACAAUAAAUAUGGUCUGAUUGACAUAUCAUUUGUUAAAUAUUUUUUAUAUAAGAUUAAUUACUAUGGAAGAGAAGUGUUUUAUAGCAAUAAUACAAAAUAUGGACUAGUAGGUUCUUUUACUCAAGAUGGGUCAGGCAGCAGUUUUGAGAAGAUUCUUUUGCAACAACCUUAUUAUAUAGUGGAUUAAGAAACAUUCACUGAAAAUAAAUUUUCACCUGAUUUUUUUGUUCAUUAAAAUAUAUAUAUGGGUAUUCUAUUUUCUAUGAUACACACUUACUUGGAAAUAAGUAAUAUAAGCAAUACUGAUGUUCUAUUUAGGUAGCCAUAAAUAGUUUAGAAAUUAGAAUAUAAAAACAAUUGUUUAGGAGUUGGUAAUGUCUAGUACAGUAAUUUUCUUACUUGUUUCUUUUUCCCCUUCCCCUAAAACUGGAGUUAAGGUUUUCAGUGUAUUGGUGUCUACAUCUUCUCUUUAAAACAAAUGUAAACACUGUGUUGCAUAGAACUCGAAAAAUUGCACUAAUUUUUAAACUUUUGGUUUUAUUUUUUUCUUUGGGAAAAAUUCUUUUAUAUUCACAUAAAGAUUUUUAAAAUUA
Molecule: messenger RNA, 5631 nt
Organism: Corvus hawaiiensis (hawaiian crow)
Lineage: Eukaryota; Metazoa; Chordata; Aves; Passeriformes; Corvidae
Gene: HOOK1
Product: hook microtubule tethering protein 1
Exons: 22
Coding region: 72-2228 (718 amino acids)
Biological process (GO): cytoskeleton-dependent intracellular transport; cytoplasmic microtubule organization
Cellular component (GO): cytoplasm; centrosome
Molecular function (GO): microtubule binding; dynein light intermediate chain binding
Source: RefSeq, a predicted model, not a curated record